AUGGGGGAGGCAGAGAGAGAGAAUAUUCUCAGAGCCAUUCAAGUGACGAGUGUGAGGGAAGCCAUGCUUGGACGGAGACACACUGCGUGCUGAGAGACCAAGAAACAAUAAGAGAUUUAGAAGAAGACAUAGAAAACCCAAGAUUCAUUUAAGGAUUGAAAACAUCUUUAUCCACCUGAAUCAAUUUUACAGGUACACCAACAGAGAAAGGGACCAAGAAGAAGAGUGAAGGCCACUGCUCAUUCGUAUCACAUUAUCACAGAAUGCUGCUCUAUCUUCUGUUCUGGGCGAGUCUAUUUCUGUUGAUUACAAACGGUGAAAGAGGAUUCUAUGGGAAUCAGUAUGGUGAGUGGAAUGAUUCACAACUGCAGCCCACCAUACAGAAGCUGAUGAAAGGCUACAAUCGAUACCUAAGGCCAAACUUUAACCAGGGGCCUGUUGAAAUUGGAAUGAGUUUGGAUAUUGCCAGCAUUGAUGCCAUCUCUGAGAUUAACAUGGACUACACAGCCACUAUUUUCCUAAGACAACGAUGGCAAGAUUCCCGACUGAUAUUCCCUGGAAAUGAAAGUCUGAGUCUGGAUGGACGGCUGGUUUCUUUGCUGUGGAUCCCCGAUACGUUCAUCCCUGAUUCUAAGCGUUCCUUCCUCCAUGAUGUCACUGUGGAGAACCGCCUGAUCCGCAUCUUCAGCAAUGGCACCGUGCUCUACGCUCUCCGCAUUACAGCAACCAUCGCCUGCAACAUGGACCUCACCAAGUAUCCUAUGGAUAGACAAGAGUGUACUUUGCAAUUAGAAAGCUGGGGCUAUAAUUUACAGGAUGUGGUGUUUUACUGGACCCGAGGGAAUGACUCAGUGAAGGGGUUAGACACACUGCGUCUGGCCCAGUACAGUGUAGAGAGCUACUACACAACCGUAUCUGAAGCUGUGUAUGAAACAGGUUUUUACCCGAAGCUAGUGCUCCACUUCGCUUUGCGCAGAAAUGUGCUGUUCUUCAUUCUGGAGACGUAUGUGCCCUCAACAUUGCUGGUGGUUCUGUCAUGGGUGUCUUUCUGGAUCAGUCAGUCCUCCGUACCAGCUCGCACCUGCAUCGGGGUGACCACAGUUCUUACCAUGACCACACUAAUGAUGGGUGCCAGGACCUCACUUCCUAAUGCCAACUGCUUCAUUAAGGCUAUUGACGUCUAUCUCGGCAUCUGUUUCACCUUCAUCUUUGGUGCUCUGCUGGAAUAUGCCUGCGCUCAUUUCUGCACCAUGCAGCACCAGACCAUUGUAGAUGUGCAAAGGGAACUACUCAGAGAAUUUGAGGAGUCAAAUGGUACGACUCACUUGGUCAAUUCAAUGUCACCAAAAAAGAUGCAGACGGUAGACUCCACUCAGCAGGAGACGCCAGAGCAAUCUGUGGCAUGUGAAGGGGAUGAGGCAGUGGACAAGACACAAGAGAAGGGGUGCGGUUUAUCCUCUGUAAAGCAAAUGUCUCACCGAGCAGCAUCCAUGAUGAGUGUCGAGAAUCCUCACAACAUCGACAGACACUCAAGGACACUGUUCCCUAUGGCAUUUCUCCUCGUCAAUAUCUUCUACUGGCUCUAUUACCUUUUGUUCUAACGGACUGAAAACUCGACCUCCUAUCUCCUUAAACAAAGUAUUACUCAAAUGACUGAAAAAGUGAAAAGACUGUUGACUACCCAUCAACUCCAGGUUGAAUAGUGCCCUAUAACACUGAGCUGGGCUUGUACAUGGUUCACUGUUGCAUUGAAGCAAGUGUUUCUAUGCAACAGUGAAAAUGAAGAUUACAUGAACACACAUAAAUCACAAUAGGGACACAUCUGCAAUAGGACACAAAGAAGGACGCUGUUGUAGUAUCCAGUCUUAUUUCUUAAAGGGGUUCUAUUAUGCUUUUUUCCCACUUUUACAACUUUAUUCAGUGUGUAAUGUUGCUGUUUGAGCAUUAAAAAGAUCUGCAAGGUUACAAAGCUCAAAGUCCACUCCAAAGGGAGAUCUUUUACUUAACAGAAUCCCCUUUACAAGAACUACAACGAAUGGCUCGUUUGGACUACAACACGAUUUUUCCUGAUCUUAUGAAGUCAUAAUGUUCUCA
Molecule: messenger RNA, 2094 nt
Organism: Rhinichthys klamathensis goyatoka
Lineage: Eukaryota; Metazoa; Chordata; Actinopteri; Cypriniformes; Leuciscidae
Gene: gabrp
Product: gamma-aminobutyric acid type A receptor subunit pi
Exons: 10
Coding region: 264-1601 (445 amino acids)
Biological process (GO): regulation of membrane potential; chemical synaptic transmission; signal transduction
Cellular component (GO): synapse; GABA-A receptor complex; neuron projection
Molecular function (GO): neurotransmitter receptor activity; extracellular ligand-gated monoatomic ion channel activity; GABA-A receptor activity
Source: RefSeq, a predicted model, not a curated record